Messenger RNA from Monoraphidium neglectum, 762 nucleotides. RefSeq lists its product as hypothetical. The coding region runs from base 1 to 762 and encodes 253 amino acids. NCBI's taxonomy places the organism in Eukaryota, Viridiplantae, Chlorophyta, Chlorophyceae, Sphaeropleales, Selenastraceae. The transcript has 5 exons. The record is from RefSeq and is a predicted model, not a curated record.
AUGGAUGGAAACCCCGACAUCGCCGCGCCCAUCCCCCUCAACGGCCGCGCCGUCGAGUUCGAGUCUGCGCUGUUUAAGGGCCGCCUGCUGCUGAGCGUGCGCGGCGCCCCUGGCGACGCGGCCGCCCUCGCGCCGGGCGGGCCCCUGGCGGGCGGGAGGCGGUCGUUUCACGUUGCGGUGCAGGGCACCUUCAAGCGGCCGGUUGCUGCCGAGCAGCUGCUGUCCGGCCAGGAGUUCCCGAAGCCCCCCAAGACGUCUCCCACGUUCAUGCACUUUGUUUUCAGCGCCGCCGCCAAGGUGUUUGCUAGCGUCAACGAGGUCUUCGUGCAGGAGGGCGAGCCGAUGCACUUCCGCUUCCCAGUGCUGGCCGCCGCCCAGCUGGUCAACGUGGCCCCCCGCGGCCAGGAGCCCCCCCUGCUGGAGGCGCAGGAAGAUGUCCGCCUCUUCUGCCCGCAGCUCGCCGCCUCCGACGGCGCCCCCGCGCCCGCCGCCGCGCGCCGCCGGCUGUUCGACGCGCCCGGCGGCCUGGCGGGGGUGACGAUGUCGCCAGACCAUGUGUGGACGAUCCACCUGCACCAGAGCCUGAUCGACUUCAGUACGUACAAGCUGGGGCUGGCGGGGGUGCCGUUUGGCAUUGACCUGGUGUCACUCCUGGACCGCCAGCCGCUGCAGAUCAUGGCCAAGGACGGCGGGAGCGGCGACUAUGUUUUCAAUGUCCUGGUGUGGAACAAGCGCCUGCUCUACUCCAACAGCCCCUCUUAG